AUGACUACCCAGGCACUACUGCGAGCCUUCCUCCUGCUCGUCGCCGUCCUCCUUCUGGCAAGUAGGGCAAUUGCACAAAACAACAAUGCCAAACACAUGUUACAAGCACCCGUACCCGCCGAGCCAAUAGCAGCGCUCUCAGCCGGCUGGGCGCUCCAGACGACGCCCUGCCCCGCCAGCACCCACGGCGGCCCCCCGCGGGCCACUGCUGCCCGCACGGGGCUGCGCUGGUCGAAGCGGGACGAGUGUGUGCGCGCGGUGGAGGCCCGCCCGGCGUGUGCGGACACGGCGUGGGUGCUGUGGUUGGACGAGAGGGACGGCGGGAGGUUCUGCUGCGGGAGCGGGGGCGAGGAUGAGGAGUGUCUGGGUGUGCGCGACGGCGGGGGCGGCAGUGACCUGCGGAGGAGGCAGGAGACGACUGAGGCGCCGAUUACGUCUACGUUCGUGACUACAGUAUCGCCGACCGCGACCACGUUGGUUUAUGCUUAUUUGACGACGUAUUGGACAAACCAUUAUACUACUACUGGCACAAUUACUAGAACGUCGGGCGAGCCGGGCGCUUUGGCUACAUAUGUCGUCCACAACGAACACAGCGCCACCCUCUUCACCACCCUCGUCUCCGUCGCCCAAUCCCGCAGCACCUCCAUCACCACCCGCACCCCCAGCACCUCCCGCAUCACCCCCACCCCAAUCACCACCGACGCCCCCCUCCCCACCACCCUCCCCACCGACACCCCCAUCACCACGCCCACAAAGUCCUCCCGAAACCGCAACCGCACCAUCGGCAUCGCCGUCGCCACCGCCGGCGCCGUCGUGGCGCUCAUCGGCUUCAUCUGGCGCUGCCACUCGCGCCGCCGCCGCCGCCGCCGCAGCGCCACGGACGUGCUCGAGGCCGACGGCGUGGCAAAGAGUGCGCCGGCGGAGCUGCCGGUCGUCACGACGCAGCAGAUCAUGGUGGGGGGCCAGGGGCAGGGGCAGGAGGGUGCGGGUGCGGGUGCGGGUGGGGCGCCGGCGCAGGGGACGUAUACGUGGGAGUUGGUGUAUCGGCCGCCGGUUGUGGAGGGGCCGCCGGUGGAGCUGCCGGCGGGGCAGGCGGCGCAGGAGUUGGAGGCGGGGAGGGGGAGGGUGGAGGAGGCGGGGAGGAGGGGGAGUAAUAUUGGAGGGAGGAGAGAAAGGGGGUAA
Morchella importuna is the source of this 1182-nucleotide messenger RNA. RefSeq lists its product as uncharacterized. Lineage: Eukaryota; Fungi; Ascomycota; Pezizomycetes; Pezizales; Morchellaceae. The transcript has 4 exons. Bases 1 to 1182 code for a protein of 393 amino acids. The record is from RefSeq and is a predicted model, not a curated record.